Molecule: messenger RNA, 1395 nt
Organism: Plasmodium yoelii
Lineage: Eukaryota; Apicomplexa; Aconoidasida; Haemosporida; Plasmodiidae
Product: U3 small nucleolar RNA-associated protein 15, putative
Exons: 8
Coding region: 1-1395 (464 amino acids)
Biological process (GO): positive regulation of transcription by RNA polymerase I; rRNA processing
Cellular component (GO): nucleolus
Molecular function (GO): protein binding
Source: RefSeq, a predicted model, not a curated record
AUGUCAUUUUUUCAACCUGUAGAGUUAAUAAGAAAAAGAAAUGUGGCCACUCAAGACUUUAAAGACUAUUUAUUUCAAUUUAAAGUUGUAAAAAGAGAAAAUGGAAAUUCGAGUAUUAAAUCAGUAUGUAUUUGGAAGGAAUAUGUAGUUAUUGGCUACAAUAAUACGGUUUCGUUACAUAACAUAAAAGGAGAAUGGCUGCAAAAAAAAUACAGUUGCAAAGAGAAUGUUAGCUUCUUAAAAUUUCGAGAUGAAAAAAUGUUAGGAAUUGGUAUGGAAAAUGGUAAUAUAGAAUUAAUAGGGGUAUUUUUUUUUGAUAAAAUAAAAAAUUUAAAGGGGCAUAAAUCAUCAAUUACUGAUAUGUGCUUUAGUUCGAAUUUUCAAAAAUUAUAUUCAUGUUCUCGUGAUUUCACUAUUAAAAUUUGGAACAUAUUAGAAGCCAAAUGUGAAGAUACGCUAGAUUAUCAUAUUGAUAGUAUAACCAGUAUGUGUAUGUAUAUAAAAAAUGAAGAUAAUUAUUUAAUUAGCUCGAGUUAUGACGGAUAUAUUUAUUUUUAUAACUUAAAUAAAAAUGAGAGUCCAAAUAAACUAGAAUUAAAAUCACCUAUAGAAUAUAUACAUAUAUAUAAAGAUAAAUAUAUAUUUGUUGCCGUAAAAAAUGUUAUCAAAAUAUAUUCUCUCGAAAAUUUUGAUUUUAUAAAAGAUAUUACAAUAACUGCAAAAACUAUAUAUUUUUUAAAUAGUUUUAAUAAAUACAUUGUAGCAGCUAGUAUUGAUAAAACUGUAUAUUUUAUAGAUCCCCAAUUAAAACAUCCAGAGAAAAUAAAAGUUGUAAGCAUAUUUACAACUAUCCAGCCAUCAAAAUCUGUAUCAAUGUAUGAAAAUACUAUAUGUCUAGGAAGCAGUAUGGGAUCCUGGAGUAUAUAUGGAUAUUGUGAAAGUGAAAAAAAAACGAUCAAUAAUAAAAGAAAGCAUUCUAUUAUAAAUUUGGAGGAAGAAAAAUACCGAAUUACAAAUAAAAAUAUAAAUAACUAUCUUAAAAGAUUUAAAUACAACGAUGCAUUAAUUGAAGCAAUUACUUAUGAAAGUAGCAGCAUGUUAUCAUUAAUAGAUUAUUUAUCCAAACAAAACAUGUUGUUUGCAGCAUGCUCUACAACUUGUGAGGAGAGAAUAUUAAAAAUAUUAAAAUUUUUCAGAUACAAAUUUGUUAUAGAUAUAUUAAUGUUUGAAUUUUUGUUUUCCUUUUUAAGUGCGAAUAAAUGGAUUGAAACUUCGAAAAAUAAACAGAUCUUGGAUAUGCUUCAGGACUUAAAAAUUGGUUUUAAUAAAAUGGUAAAAAUUUCAGAUUAUUAUAAGAACUUAAAAGAAAUUACUGACGAUUUAAAAAAAAAGUAA